UACUGUAUGAUAUGGGAUUUGAAUCCUCACUAGCUUGUCGUUCCAGUACUGGGAGGAGGAAUUCAGAUGUCUCCAGGACUUCUCGGUUAAUAGGUGCCGGCAAUGUGGUGAUUUGUUCGACAUGCUGUAAUGAUACAAAAAUCUGCAACGUCAUCAACGGGCAUUGUAACAGUCAAGCACUGGAUCUGACCGGGACCGUUCUCUGCUACAAUUGUGACUACAUGCAUAGCCCCGAUCAGUGUGACAGAGUCAGGGCCUGUUCUGUGCAUGAGCAAUGCUAUAUAGGAACGAAACAAAGUGCCCUAUCUGGAUCGUUGCUGUGGACAAGUCGGUGUGGACAAGAAAUAGAGGACUGUCAAGGUUCCUUUCUACACAUUCCUGUGGACGGCGUAGUGGGAAAGAGACAGUUUUCAGCAAUAGGCUCAGGGUGUUGCAAAGAUAACUUUUGCAAUAAUAAAAGACCUUCCACAACUUUACCACAACCCAUAACGCUAGCAUCAACUACAACAACGACGAGUAUACCUACUACUUCUAACUUUCGAAUGUCGAAGCCGGUGAUUGUUUUUGCCACCAGACUACAUGACGUUAAUAAGGGGUCAUACAUACACUUAACCUGCAGGGCGACUGGUAACCCAACUCCCUCCAUCACCUGGAGCUUCUUUGCGAUUGGUGAGAAAAUGCCAACUAAUAUCCGGCUGACCAACAAUGGUGCGGAUAUACACAUCGAUUCCGUGACUGAUAUGAACUAUGGCCACUACGCGUGUAAGGCCCACAACUCACAGGGAGACGAUAUACGAUAUAUUGAUAUUUUUGAACAUAGCCCCAGUGGUCCGUAAUCAUGUGAAAUAACAUUAUCAAAAUAAAUGUUUUCAAA
Molecule: messenger RNA, 874 nt
Organism: Mizuhopecten yessoensis (Yesso scallop)
Lineage: Eukaryota; Metazoa; Mollusca; Bivalvia; Pectinida; Pectinidae
Exons: 7
Coding region: 12-836 (274 amino acids)
Source: RefSeq, a predicted model, not a curated record